Messenger RNA from Paraglomus brasilianum, 465 nucleotides. NCBI's taxonomy places the organism in Eukaryota, Fungi, Glomeromycota, Glomeromycetes, Paraglomerales, Paraglomeraceae. The record is from the annotation of a GenBank genome assembly.
AAGUGCACAAAUAUUGUUGUGCACAAAUAUGGUUGUGCAAAAAGCAUCAUUCCUGAACUUAUAUCUGUGAAUACAGUUGAGAACACAGACUAUACAGCUAUAAUCAUGGAAGACCUUAGUGACAUGCAAUUUGAACCGCUUUAUGAAAUAUGGAGUAACCUAGAUGAAGAUCAGAAAACAAACUUGAGUAAGGAAAUAUGGGCUGCAUAUUUUGUGUUAAGGGAAGGUGGCUUCGUUCACGGCGAUUUAUGCUUGGGUAAUAUCAUGGUGCGAGCUGAUACCAAAAAUGGAAAAUGGACUGUGAAAUUCAUCGACUUCGAUUGGGCAGGCAAUGCUGGUGAAGUAAAAUAUCCCUUCUCACUGAAUACGGAUCUCCCUUGGCAUCCAGAUAUAAAGCCAUGUGUGAAUAUUCUUCCUGAACAUGACAAAGAUACAUUAGAAAAAAGCUUUCUAGAUAUGUUUUGA